Molecule: messenger RNA, 744 nt
Organism: Saccostrea cuccullata (small rock oyster)
Lineage: Eukaryota; Metazoa; Mollusca; Bivalvia; Ostreida; Ostreidae
Exons: 2
Coding region: 1-723 (240 amino acids)
Source: RefSeq, a predicted model, not a curated record
AUGAGGAUUCAAACACUUUUGACUCCAAAACUGAGAGUAGAACUUCACUACAGCUACAAAGAUUGGGCGAAAUCGAGUUUUCAAAACAUUACGACAUUUAUUUACAUAAAAAAAGAUGACGAUACAAAAAUAAGCGAGUCAACAUUGAUUGUCAAAGAAAUAGUUAUUGAAGAAAAAGUACCAGCUUCUCCAAGUCACACACAGACAGGAAGUAUCGAUGACGUCAUUGGGUCUUUAGAAGAAAAUGAUGACGACACUGAAGACAGGAAUGAUGAGACCGAUUCAGACAAAUAUUUGUACAGACUACUGCGACCUGAAUUCGAAGAAACUUAUAAUUCUGGAAUCUUUCCCAAAAAUAGAAAUUCCAGUACAAGCCUUGAAGAUCAUGUUUGUAGUGGGUCUAGUAGCAGUAUAGAGUCAAAGUUCAUUUCCUGCUCUAAAUCGUUAGACAAGAUCAAGCUAUUUGCCGGAAUGAUCCGGAGAAGAUGGCGCAACGAACUAAGACACAUUGUGCGGAUUGACCGCACCCUUAUGGGAAGCGAUGUAGAGGUAAUAGAUCUCACUGACACAAGCGUCCGAGAAACACACCUCAUCAGUGACAGAUCAAGAAGAAAUUCCUUAAGAUUUCAUGAGAUUAUAUUGGUUCCAAAAGAAUGCAUUCCUGCUGAAAGCGUUAAGAGGAUUGGCCAUGUGCAGAAUGGUUCUUUUCAUUUUGAUGAAUAAAAUUCAACAGAUAUCUUCGAU